CGAAAUGACUAUCCCCCUCACUCAGGCAGCUGUGAGGGAGAGUGAUGUAAUUGGCCUAUUCCGCUAUAGAAAUACGUGGCCACUCUGCAUUGAAUUCUUGAGGACCGGGAAGAUUGAUGUGAAGCCCCUCAUAACUCAUAGGUUUGGAUUCUCGCAAAAGGGUAUCGAAGAAGCUUUCCGAACCAGUGCUGCUGGUGGCAAUGCCAUUAAAGUCAUGUUUAAUCUGUAAUCCAUCCUUUGUCAAAUGAGGGUUGGAAUUAUCUGCAUAUAAUCUAUAAAAGAUGUCAAUUCUUAUGUUGACCCAGUGCCAUGCAUGUACCUCAUUCCUGAUUCUAAUAGCAUCUCGAAAUGGUUUUUCUUCAUA
Molecule: messenger RNA, 364 nt
Organism: Theobroma umbraticum
Lineage: Eukaryota; Viridiplantae; Streptophyta; Magnoliopsida; Malvales; Malvaceae
Source: RefSeq, a predicted model, not a curated record